GUUCUUUCGCUGAAUCGCCCCAAAGCGGCCAACUCUCUGAGCAGGUCGUUGGCUCGGGCUCUCAAUGAAAGUCUCUACCAGCUGGGCAAAGAUGAAGAGUUGCGCGUUUUGAUUAUUCGUUCUGUGGUGCCAGGCAUCUUUUGCGCUGGUGCGGAUCUCAAGGAACGCGCAACUAUGCACAUCAAAGAGAUUCCGCACUUUGUGGCGAAGCUCCGCUCAAUCUCUUCAGCAAUUUACGAUUUUCCGUUUCCCACUAUUGCAGCCAUCGAUGGCGCCGCUCUUGGCGGCGGACUUGAGUAUGCACUAUCUGCAGAUCUGCGAGUUGCCUCGACUAAUGCCAAGCUCGGUCUGGUGGAGACUAAACUGGCCAUCAUCCCUGGUGCCGGUGGAACGCAGCGCCUGUCACGCAUUAUUCCUCGGCACAUUGCCAAGGAGCUCAUAUUCACGGGCAGAAUCCUUGACGGAACGCAGGCCCUCGAGUACGGCCUGGUCAACUACACAGUGCCACAGAACGAGACGAACGAUGCUGCUUAUCAACGAUCGGUGUCUCUUGCCGGAGAAAUGCUGUCUGCUGGUCCAGUUGCCCUUCGCGCUGUCAAAACUGCGAUAAAUCGUGGCGUUGACGUGGACAUCAACACUGGCUUGGCCAUCGAAGCUGCCUGCUAUCAACAGGUGUUGGUCACCAAGGACCGCGUUGAAGGAUUGGCUGCUUUCAAAGAGAAGCGCGCUCCAAAGUAUAUUGGCGAAUAA
Messenger RNA from Rhagoletis zephyria (snowberry fruit fly), 750 nucleotides. RefSeq names its product methylglutaconyl-CoA hydratase, mitochondrial-like. Gene Ontology annotation, cellular component: mitochondrion. The record is from RefSeq and is a predicted model, not a curated record. Gene Ontology annotation, molecular function: catalytic activity. Gene Ontology annotation, biological process: fatty acid beta-oxidation. NCBI's taxonomy places the organism in Eukaryota, Metazoa, Arthropoda, Insecta, Diptera, Tephritidae.